AUCUCUCUUCCAAUUUGUGGUCUCUUUCCUCCCCCUAUAAGUGAGCACCCGAAUAGCGAAAUCCAGUUGGACUUUCUUUUCAGCCUUCACCGUUCCAUCGGCAUCAACGAUGGCGCCAUUCGGUACGCCGAUUCGUAAGGCACCUCGCCCUUAAAUCCCACAAAGGCCAGAUCCCAUUCAUUCCGUUCCUUCUCUUCUAUCAUUGUCCUUCCCUUCCAGAUCCACACCGUCACAGGUUGAGACACAGAAGCCCCGCUGUUCCCGUCAAUUGCUUCUCUUUCGUGUAGCUUGUCCUCCUCUUCUUGCAUCUCUGCUUUUCGAUAAAUUGCUUUGAAGCAGAAGCGAAGGAAGAAUACCGAGCCUCUGAUCUUUUGCUGGAAACAGGGAUUUCUCUGUUGGUUCUUUCUUUUUUCUUCUCUCUCUCUGUAAGGAGACCGUGUUUCGAGGCGGACAGACCAACCAUUUUUCGUUUCAUAGCUCGUCUUUCUGCCGAGUGGAAGCAAAAGCCGGUUCUUCUCUUCUGCUCACUGGUUUUCCUUGGAUAAGAAGAGCGACCAACUUCGUUUUUGGAGUUCAAAGGAGGACCCAAUUCGCCAUUUCGUCGGUUUUCCAUGUUUUUGCAACCAUUCGAAGCUCCCACUAAUUCAUUAAUGGCGGAAAUCGCUAGCAGGAAUUUCGUGAACCCGAUCGCCGGCGGUUUCCCGCUUCAAGAAGGCCAGAAUUUCUCUUCGAAUUUCUCUCCGUUCAUACUUCAAGGCGUCAGUCCGAUCGUGGAGAACCCGGCCGACGACUUCUCAUGCGGAUUCUCUGCGUCGAGGAAGCGCGGGAGGGAUGAAUUCCGGUCGGUGUUUGACCGGGAGAUUUUGGUCAAAGUCCAGCGUCAAUGCCAAGAGCUCGAUCGAUUCGUAGCUCUCCAAACGGAGAAGACACGGGCAGAGCUGGAGGAGAAGAGGAGGAGCUACUGGAGGCAGGUGGUGGCGGCGGCGGAGGUGGGGAUGCAGCGGAUACUGAGGGGGAAGGACGAGGAGAUUGAGAGCAUGAACCGGCGGAACAGCGCGCUCGAGGAGAAAGUGAGGGCGCUGCUGGUGGAGGGGCAGGUGUGGCGGAACCUCGCGCAGGCCAACGAGGCCACGGUGGUGGCGCUGCGUCGGGACCUGGAGCUGCUGCUGCUGUCCAACGCCAACGCCGAUGGUAACAACAACGCCAAGGCGCCCUCCUCGCUGGAGGAGGGACAGGGGGACAACGGCGAGUGCUGCAGCUACGGGGAGGCGGCAGAUAAAGACGCCGCCGCCAAGUCGGGAUGCGACGGAGGCGGAGGAGUUGGGGAGGUGGAGGCAGAUGAGCAGAAGGGGAGGAGGAGGAGGGUAAUGGGGUGUAAGGUGUGCGGGACGAGGGAGGUGUCGGUGUUGGUGCUGCCGUGCCGGCACCUCUGCCUCUGCAGUGAGUGCGACGGGAGGUCGGAGAAGUGCCCACUCUGCUUCUCCCCCAAGACUGCCACUGUCCAAGUCUACAUGUCUUGACUCUUUCUCUCUCUCUCUCUCUCUCCUUCUACAGGGAGGAGAACAAUUCUUUUCUAUUCAUUCAAAAAAUGAUAAAAAUACCUUGAAAGCUAUUA
This is a messenger RNA of Nymphaea colorata (pocket water lily), 1615 nucleotides long. Its product is annotated as probable BOI-related E3 ubiquitin-protein ligase 3. Gene Ontology annotation, biological process: regulation of programmed cell death. The coding region runs from base 612 to 1520 and encodes 302 amino acids. Gene Ontology annotation, molecular function: ubiquitin-protein transferase activity. NCBI's taxonomy places the organism in Eukaryota, Viridiplantae, Streptophyta, Magnoliopsida, Nymphaeales, Nymphaeaceae. The record is from RefSeq and is a predicted model, not a curated record. The transcript has 4 exons.